AACAGAUAUUAUUUAUUUAUUUCCCUGUCAGAUUAGUCAGAUAAGCAUCCUCGAGUUUUCAACUGAAAUCUUUGAGACCAGAAGAAAAAACAGACGAGGAAAAUAUGGAAGCCAAUAGGGCACAGGGUGGCAUUCAGCAGUUGCUUGCUGCAGAACAAGAAGCUCAGCAUGUUGUAAAUUCUGCCAGAAAUGCCAAGAUGGCUAGGCUGAAACAAGCCAAGGAAGAGGCUGAAAAGGAGAUUGCUGAAUACCGAGCUCGAGUGGAGAAGGAAUUUCAGAGUAAACUUGCCGAGAGCAGCGGAGAUUCGGGUGCUAACGUGAAGCGACUCGAGAAAGAAACCGAUGCAAAGAUUCAACACCUGAAAAACGAGGCUGCAAGAAUAUCAGAUGAUGUCGUCCAAAUGCUUCUCAAGCAUGUGACAACCGUAAAGAAUUAGUCCUCUUGAGGCGGCAAACAUUCGCAGCCUGUUACUGUCGUCUCCCUGCGUGUUGUAAUAUUUGCUUUGUUGUAUUUUUAAUCUGAACUCCGGUGAACAGAUUAGACCAUUUUUACGAGGUAAACCAGUUUGAGAAUAUGUAGGACAAAUGGUGUGCUUAUUAUUAACUUUAUGCAUGCAGACAAGAGCAAUAAAAUUUACUUAUGUCA
Molecule: messenger RNA, 646 nt
Organism: Hibiscus syriacus
Lineage: Eukaryota; Viridiplantae; Streptophyta; Magnoliopsida; Malvales; Malvaceae
Product: V-type proton ATPase subunit G1-like
Exons: 4
Coding region: 105-437 (110 amino acids)
Biological process (GO): proton transmembrane transport
Cellular component (GO): vacuolar proton-transporting V-type ATPase complex
Molecular function (GO): proton-transporting ATPase activity, rotational mechanism
Source: RefSeq, a predicted model, not a curated record